Molecule: messenger RNA, 2289 nt
Organism: Branchiostoma belcheri (Belcher's lancelet)
Lineage: Eukaryota; Metazoa; Chordata; Leptocardii; Amphioxiformes; Branchiostomatidae
Exons: 7
Coding region: 170-1648 (492 amino acids)
Cellular component (GO): centrosome
Source: RefSeq, a predicted model, not a curated record
ACUGUGUUAUUGUUAAGAAAGAAAAAUAAGGUUUAUUACGUUACGAUGACUCAUAAUGCUAAAGGUGUAGCACAAUGUCCUUAGUGGGGCACAUUUAAAUAACUGUGGGGUGCAAUUUGAACUACUACUACAUCGUCUCUAGUGAUGUACAAGUAUCUAACGUUGAGCCAUGCCGACAGCGACUGUUCCACGACUGAUCGUUCCACCGAGUUGUGAGGAGGUUGUGGUGACGAAAAUCUCCCCGACCGUUCUGUCUACCGACUUACUGAGCCCACAACAGUUCCGAGUCACUCUCCCAACCAUCGGACAAUGUCAGCGGGAGCCGGUGUCCCAGUCCUGGGGGACCCACGCCGUGCGGUACGGCGGAGUCGGCGGCCUGCCCUUCCUCGGAGAGAGUCGGAUGAAAGACUUCCCGGUGGGACGGUCUCACAGGCACUUCAGGAGCGGCUUUUCUGAGUAUAAGACUACAGAACAACCGUAUAGGCGCACUGAACUCAAGCUGAGCGAAAGUCGCAUCAACGACCAACUCCUGCCACCUCCACCACACAAACUGAUAUGGGAUAAGAAAGCCGAAGCGCCCUGGCCGCAAAACGACGCCUACUGGUCCCACUCCCCUGUGUUUGAGGUCUUUCCUAAGGGGCCCAAACGGUCUACUGCCGCAAAGGAUCUUGGACUAGUGACCAGAAAGGCACUCCAAGACUUAAAGAAGAAAGACAGCACGUCAACCUACCAAGAAGCCCACUGCGACAACCUCAAGGGUCAAACGCCACCGGGUAACAAGGCACAACAAAAGAACCAGGGGCCGAUACAAAAGCUGGCAAGCAAGCGGCUCAAGUCUAUCAAGAGCGCCCGACGCCGUAGGCAGAAAUCUGCGAAGACCAAGGGCGUUACGUUCAAGGAUGGACCGGUGAAGGAAGAAGCUCUACUCGGCGGAGUUGGCCCCUCCUGGCCGCCUAGCACCGAUCAGGUCAUCGAUAAGUUCUUGCUGAAGGAGCGGUCCGCACUAGACGUCCCACCCGAAGCCUUCAACAAGCGCAACCUGCAGCCGAUCGAUCUACAACCGAUCAAACUGAACGCCAAGAGCGGUCGCACGACAACGGGCAAGCUGCCGAGGGUUCCGUACAAAGCGGAGGGAGGAGAAACGGCUAUUCCAAUGCCCGCGACUGCCCAGACCCUCCCCACGCUGGCCUUGGUGGUGAAGAACCUUCCAGAGGCGAUCGAGGCGGGAGGGCGGCCGCUUGGUGCAACAGCCGUGCCACCUCCCCCAGACGUAACAAGCUCCAAGGAUCCUUCAAGCGAAGAUGAAAAUAAGAAGAACGUGCGUUUUGAAGAGACCAGCGAUGAUGCCGCCAAAAACCCUGAAGAAGAAGAAGAAUCUGACGAAAAAGACGAGACCGAAGAAGACUCAAAUGAGAAGAAGGAUCGUAAGAAGGAAGAGAAGACCAUGGCACGAGCGCGCUCGCUACCGGAGGGUUUCUUUGGAAAGAAACGGGUCCUCAAACUCGGCCACUGGAGCAAAUCUGCCAUGCAUCAAAGGUUUAUUGCGUCCUGUCCUGAGACCGUCCCAGACCUACGCGAUGGUCUGACCUACCCCGCGCGCAAACGCCAUUUCUUCUACGGCAGCCAUUCCUGUGUCUACAGGGGCUAGCCCACCUGAUAUGGCGAGCUAAUUCGUAGAAAACGUUAUCUUCCAACUGAAUAUGCAAAUGAGUGUCUUAUAAGGCGAGCUCAUUGGUGAAAAGUUUGUCUUACUAGUGAAUAUGCAAAUGCUACCUUAUACGGCUAGCUUAUUGGUGAAACGUUACUACUGAAUAUGCAAAUGUACCUAGUAAAGUGAACUGAUUGGUGAAAAGUUUUGUUGUCUUACUACUGAAUAUGCAAAUGAUACGUUAUAAGGCGAGCAUACAAAAUGUUGUUGUUUUUACCAAUUACACCUUUGCCAAGGAAGUUAUUUUCUCUUAUUACUGAAUUUGAAAUCAUGAUAAAAAAGCAACAAAUUGUACAUACAAGUGUAGACAUAUGAUUCAGGGUUAUAAACCUACAUUUGUAAAAUUAAUAAUGUAUGUACUCAAGAAAUAUGACAGUUAAAAGUUUGUUAUGUAAGAUAUAACACAAUCAAUUCAAAUAUUUGUAUAUCUACACAGAUUUUAUUGGCACAUGGUCUGGAUAUAGAUUGGUUGUAUGGACUGGUUACCAAAGAUUGACAGGCAGUUGUUUUAGCAUAUAUGUACAAAGAAUAUCAAUAUGUCUCAGUUUUAACCUGUUGUAAUCAUAAGUAUAGAAGAUUUU